UUGUAUGUUUUUGGCAAUGCUGGAGUGACCGGAAGUACCGUGUACUUUACAUUGGCUCAGCAUGUAGCGUGCUGCGACUGUUCUUUUAUAUCUAAAUGUUAAUUAAUUCGUUACUCUGAAUAUAUUUUUAAUAAUCCAAUACUUUUUUUUUUUAAUUAGUGUUGCAAGCGGACAGGAGCGUAGGCAGAAUUGCAUAUCCCGCUGUUUGAUUUCAAAAUUUUACCUUCUGUUUGUAGAAAUGACAGAUAUUUAAGUUUUCAAGGGAAUUAUAUAGCCCCCAAACACUACCGCCUCCCCAAAUUCAACAAAAUUUUCACAAACGUUUUUUUUUCAAGUGUAUUAUUAUUAGCAGUAAAGUGGCUGAAUUAAUACAUAUGUACAGCAACUACCUGCUGAGGUUCCUGCGCACCAAGAAGUUCAGCUGCCCCAUGGCCCAGGAGGCGCUAGAGAGGUACCUCCUGCUGCGGCAGACCUACUCCCCGGCCUUCAACAACUUCGACAUGAAGCUCAAGCCGAUGGCCGAGCUCUUGGACCUGGGGUACAUGUUUGCUGCUCCGAAAAGAGACAAAUUGGGUCGACGUGUGAUCAUAGCAAGACCAGGUGUCUUCGACCCAUACAAGUACACAAACGUGGACAUGUGCCGAAUCCACGGCAUCACCUAUGAGACGCUAAUGGAGGAUGAGGAAAACCAAGUGCGAGGGUACGUGCACUUCGCAGAUGGCUUGGGUGUCGGGUUUCCACACCUCACGCUGUUCACACCCCGGGAAGCAGUGCGCAUCGUCAAAAAUGGUGAAAAAACGCUGCCUAUGCGACAUAAAGAGGGCCAUGUUAUCAAUGUACCUCCGCCUCUGAAGUUCGCAGUCGAUUUUGGCUUCACACUUGUGUCGGAAAAAAUAAAGAAGAGGAUCAAGAUCUACACUUGCCUGGAGGAUGCGUUAGAAUUUCUAGAUAGGAGUGUGAUGCCAUUGGAAUACGGAGGCACCAUGCCCAUGGCCGAAAUGAUAGGGCUGUGGAAGGAGGAGGUGGCCGCCCACCAGUCGACGGUGCUAGCCAACGACGCCCAGCGCGUGCGGGAGGAGCUGUACAGCGACCAGGCGCGGCAGGGGGCCGUGUCCGCCCUCAAGCAGCCCCUGGACCUGCUCCCCGCCGCACACCGCUGCAUGGUCGGCAGCUUCCGCAAGCUGGAGGUCGACUGAGAACACAUAUUCUACUUCAGAGCAUUUACACAUACCUACUCGUAGCAUUUAAAGGGCCUGGCCCACUCGGUGCGACAUUGUGCUGUACAAAGUGCGUCUCAUUCUUAGGUUUCAGUGUGCAAUGUAAUGGACAUUCGCUGUCUCUUUCCAUGCAAGUUUUCUGCAAAUAAAGCAAACACAACUUUGUAACGUUUCAGAAAAAUUAUGUUUCGUAACGUCAUAAAACAUUUGUGAGGAAAAAAAAUUCUGAAUUUGUGUGUGCUGUAAAGGGAAAUUUAAAAAAAAAUAUGAAUAUUUGGCAAGUUACACAUUUUCAUGCUGUAUUUUGUCAAAAGCAAGAUAAUAAAUAUUUUACUUCUAAGGAAACAGAACUGAAAGUUGCCUUCUUGGUUUCAAAUGCCUUUGUCAACAUACUAUUUUUUACAAUUUCAUAUCAAAAUCCUUGCUAUGUUCGAGCAUAGCACAUAGUUUAAUAGAUGUUAAUAGAUAUGGCUGAUACAAAUAGUUUUAUGUCAAAAUAAUUGGAGUUUAGUAUUUUCAGUAUGACUACAACUGUAAUCACUGUCAAUAGAAGCUACUGUAUAAUCAUAAAAAUGUUAAAAAAUAAUAUUCAAAAAAAUUCAAUUUGGCCAAAAUUAAAAAGUAAUUAAGUAAUGAGACUAAUUAUUAGGAUGCAAAAUAAUCUACAUCUCCAAGUAGUACCAAUCUGGCAACAGUGCGCACCAUUUACUCUGGUCACUGUACUGCUAACUAAGAGUGAGAUACUGUAUAAUUACCUAAGUACCGUAUUUACUCGUGUAUAGCGCGCCCUCGUGUAUAGCGCGCACCACGAUUUUUGCAACAAAUUCCAAAGAAAAAAAAAAAUUUUUUCCCAUAAAUAAAUUUAACUAACAUUUUGUGGUACCUGUACGUGUGAAACAAAUUAUAAUUUAAAUUGAUGUGUGGUGAUGCGUCAGGAAAAUACUUAAACUCUGCUGUGUAGACGGAAGAUAAUGAAGCGCUGUAUCGUCACAACUGGUACGUGGUCGGGAGGGAGGGAGGCAGGCAGGAACGUGACGCGGAGGACUAGAUGACUCACCGGUAGCAGCUGCGACGAGGAAGCGAAGGAAGUGGGAGGGGGAAUGGCGACAAGCGACAACAUUCUUUCUCUCUCUUUUAUUUUACUAGCUGCGCUGGCUUUGUGUAGAGGGGGAGGUCUAAAAAUAAACAAGAGACGUGCGAGCUUGCGCGCGCACGUGUGUGUGUGCGAGAGACCAGGUUGCGUGCGUGCGUGUGUGUGAAAGAGAGGCCUUGUUGCUUGUGUGUAUGUGUGGGGGCUGGCCAGAAACGUCACCCGGCAGUUAAGCCUGCCCCACACGACACCCAUUUCCUUAGCAGUUUUCAUGUAAUUUUUAUGCUAGCGCGCCUGCUCCCGUGUGGGUAACAUUUCAGCACCCUUCCAAGGGGUCUGGCUCUGGGUAUAAAAGUUUUCAUAACAGAAGUCUUAGCCAAAACCGUAAUAGAACGUGUUCUAUUUUUCUGCUAUACCCACGAGCUGGAGCCGUCAAGAUGGCGGACCCACGUGUUGCAAUAUAACCCCGUAUAUAGUCUGUAUUGUCAACAUUAAGGGACGUAACAAAUGUAAUGGUAUGCCAAAUGAAACUUUAUAAUAGUAAAACUACUAUGGAAUAUAUUUGUUAAGCUGAAAUUGCCACAGAAAGAAGUAAUCGGAAAUUUUAAAAUACGUUAUGAAAAUACGUUGCAUUAUAUAUAACCUAUUAUCUCCUCUCUCAUUCGUAGAAGUUGCGGUAGCGUAGUGGCGAAGGGCACGAUGUCAGCGGUAGAAGGGUGAUUUUGAAUGUGGUUCGAAUCCUCUUUAGUCCA
Messenger RNA from Bacillus rossius redtenbacheri, 3059 nucleotides. Its product is annotated as alpha-tocopherol transfer protein-like. Gene Ontology annotation, cellular component: membrane. Bases 375 to 1196 code for a protein of 273 amino acids. The transcript is spliced from 7 exons. The record is from RefSeq and is a predicted model, not a curated record. NCBI's taxonomy places the organism in Eukaryota, Metazoa, Arthropoda, Insecta, Phasmatodea, Bacillidae. Gene Ontology annotation, molecular function: phosphatidylinositol bisphosphate binding.